AGCACUGCGCCAGUAGGUGGGAGAAGGGGAAGCAAGCCUUGGAAUAAGGGUGUAGUAAUUUGGCCGGAAUAGCGUAAGCUAUGGUGGGUCGCAGGCCAUUGCUUGCUGUGACAUAACCCGUGCAAAGACUGUCAUGUAGUGGGAUUGGCAGCAGAGCCAUCAGGUAGUUCUCACGCGUGAAUUGGAGCCGUGGCAUCAAACCUCCCUCUCUCCUCAUCUCCCUCUCUCUCGCUAUCUCGCUCGGUGCGUGAGUGUUUCUGGGUGCCCAUCUCAUUUCUUCAUAAAGUGGAUCCUCCCAAGCCUCGUUUACUGUAGUGUUCACUUGGUUUUUUUUAUAACUCUUGCUCUCCACUGGUGGGUGCGUAGUUGCCGCUGAGGAAGUCGAGAGAUCAUGGCGGAGCACUUGACUGAAGAACAGAUUGCCGAGUUUAAGGAGGCGUUUAGCUUGUUUGACAAGGAUGGCGACGGUAGCAUCACUACCAAGGAGCUGGGAACAGUGAUGCGGUCGUUGGGUCAGAAUCCCACCGAAGCUGAGCUACAGGACAUGAUCAACGAAGUUGAUGCCGAUGGCAAUGGUACCAUCGAUUUCCCCGAGUUUUUGAACCUCAUGGCCCGCAAAAUGAAGGACACAGAUUCCGAGGAGGAGUUGAAGGAGGCGUUUAAAGUGUUCGACAAGGACCAGAAUGGCUUCAUCUCCGCCGCAGAGCUCCGGCACGUGAUGACCAACCUGGGCGAGAAACUGACAGACGAAGAGGUUGAUGAGAUGAUCCGCGAGGCUGAUGUAGAUGGUGAUGGCCAGGUCAACUACGAGGAGUUUGUGAGGAUGAUGAUGGCAAAAUAGAGUACAGAUAGUUGUCUAUUAUUUUCUCUUUUCCUUCUUUCUUCCCUCCUGCAUCCCUUUACUCCUGACACUGAAGAAGUGAGGUUUUUCGGGGAAGCAAACUGCUGAACGGCAAGUACAUCCUCUCCUCUAAUUUGGACAUGUCGGAUUCGUCAUUUGGCUGAUGGUGCGGUGUAACCCAGCCCAAUACAGCCAUGCAUCACUUGUACUGUUUCGUUUUUUUUCUUCCUGAAUACUCUCGUUUCGGCAUCUGCCUUUUGGCCUAGAUCAAACCAGCAGGAUUCCCUACCUAGUGGAGGCUAGCAGUUGGGCUGUAGCGGUGCCUUUGGCUAGUAUGUUGCUUUACUAUUUUAUACAUAAUCACAGACCGGAUUCAAUUCCUUAUCAUGCUAA
Molecule: messenger RNA, 1234 nt
Organism: Physcomitrium patens
Lineage: Eukaryota; Viridiplantae; Streptophyta; Bryopsida; Funariales; Funariaceae
Product: calmodulin
Cellular component (GO): myosin II complex
Molecular function (GO): calcium ion binding
Source: RefSeq, a predicted model, not a curated record